AUGCGGCAGCCCUUGCGAAGACCGCUGGCCUUGUCCCGACGGCUCUUCCCUGCGGCGGCGGUGCGCCUGGGCAAAGGCACCACAGCUCUCCAAGACCAGGCCCUGCCGGGCAAGCUUGCUGGGCAUCGGGCAGAAGCCAUGGCAGCAGCAAAGAACAGCCGGGCGAAAGGCGAGGAGAAGAAGCGGAGUUGCCAUCUGCCCCGCUUCCCGGGAAGUCCCACAGGAGUCAACUGGGUUCUUGCCCUUCGAGUUGAUGUUUGCCAGGAAAAAGUGCAAGAGCAUUUCCUCUUCCAGGCGAAGCCCGAGUGCCACUUCUCCGCCUCCUCCACCAACGGGACGCUGCAGCGCAUCCACUACCUGCAGAGGUACUUCUGGGACUGGCAGGAGCUCCUCUACUUCGACAGCGACCAAGGGAGGUUCGUGGCCAUGGCCGAGCUGGGGAAGCGUCAAGCCGAAUACUGGAACAAGGACAAGGCCUUCAUGCGCGACAGGAGGGCCGCCGUGGAGAGCUUCUGCCGGCCCAACUACGGUAUCCUCGAGGGCUUCUCCUCCCGCAGGAAGACGAAAAUCAAGAAUUAA
Rhineura floridana is the source of this 579-nucleotide messenger RNA. RefSeq names its product H-2 class II histocompatibility antigen, E-D beta chain-like. Gene Ontology annotation, biological process: antigen processing and presentation; immune response. Gene Ontology annotation, cellular component: MHC class II protein complex; membrane. The transcript is spliced from 3 exons. The coding region runs from base 1 to 579 and encodes 192 amino acids. NCBI's taxonomy places the organism in Eukaryota, Metazoa, Chordata, Lepidosauria, Squamata, Rhineuridae. The record is from RefSeq and is a predicted model, not a curated record.